Messenger RNA from Selaginella moellendorffii, 975 nucleotides. RefSeq names its product cytokinin hydroxylase. The transcript has 5 exons. NCBI's taxonomy places the organism in Eukaryota, Viridiplantae, Streptophyta, Lycopodiopsida, Selaginellales, Selaginellaceae. Gene Ontology annotation, molecular function: iron ion binding; monooxygenase activity; heme binding. The record is from RefSeq and is a predicted model, not a curated record. Bases 1 to 717 code for a protein of 238 amino acids.
AUGGUUGUGCGUCUCUACUGCUUUCAGAGCAUGCAUCGACUGGGUCCGGGUUCCCGAGCUCGAGCACGGGCUGAAAAAGGGGGCAUUCAGGGGCCUCCAUCCCGAUUCAUGGUAGGCCAAAUAGCUGAAAUCCAGAACACGAGGAGCGCCAUCAAGGAUCACGACAUGGAAAGUUUCAGCCACGACAUUUUCCAUCGGGUACAUCCUGCGUUGCUCAAAUGGCGGAAGCAAUAUGCCAAGGAUAUCGGUCUCGAGAUCGUAAGGGAGGUUUUGUCUAAGAAGUUUUCUCAGUUUGAUAAAUCGGAGGCCGGGCUGCGGUUGGCGAACUUGUUCCUUGAUCGUGGAUUAGUUUCUGUUACUGGAGAGGAAUGGAGUCAUGACCGCCGACUCGUAGCACCGGCAUUCUUUCAUGAACGUAUUAAACAAAUGACCGGUGCAAUCGCAGGGUGCGCAUCUCGCAUGCUUGAUCAAUGUGAAGCUAGAAUCCCGAGAUUGAAAUCUCUGGAGAGGUGCGUAAGCUCACAGGAGACGUUAUCUCCCAUACAGCAUUUGGAACUAGCUAUCUCAAAGGGAAGAGAGUUUUCGAGAUAUUGUCUAAGAAAAUCCCAGAGCUACUGCCCAAACUCGUCAGCUUUUCCUGGAUUCCAGGCUUCAGGUUUCUCCCACUUCCAAUCAACCUCCGACUGUGGAAGCUUCAUCAGGAGUUGGAUUCUCUGAUCACUGGGAUCAUAGACGAGCGUCGGAACUCAGUGAAGUCAGGGGAAAGCAAUACAUACGGGAAUGACUUACUCGGACUGAUGCUGAAGGAGUGUGACAGCAGCAGUAAUUUCACAAGCAGGGAUCUGAUAGAGGAAUGCAAGACGUUCUACCUUGCGGGCCAUGAGACCACAGCCACCUUACUAACCUGGACUUUGAUGCUACUGGGAGGCUAUCCUGAAUGGCAAGAACGCGCCCGUGCUGAGGUACACGAAGUAU